CCUCGAGCGAACUCGCGUGUUAGGAUUUCAUUUUCCCUCCUGCUCCCUAGUAGGAUGUCUUUAAAAUAGUUUGUAGGGCGAGCAGAAGUAAUUGUCGCAAGCCAGACAGGCAACACGUGAUGUAAAAGUAUGAAAAAAUAAUAAAGAGACAUUGAUAGAAGUGAUGUUUAGGAACAAAGCAAUUAAAAGUGCGUAAGUGGAUACAAUGAGUCAGUUGUCGCCUUCUCGUAUCGUCUCCACUUAACACCUACAUUGGAUUCUAGGCCUACUUUAUGUGGUCCGAAUUCACAAGAGGGGGAUUUAACUGCAAAACUUCCUGGUAGGAGGUUUUAAACUCAAAACACCCUUGGCUGUGCUGGAGCAAGUAAUGGUUUAGUAUUAAAUUCAUGGUAGUGACCAACGUUGAGAUAAACUCUGAACCAACAAAAUGGAAACCUCAGAUAUCACAACAUGUUUAUCGACCGCAUGUUGGACAGUUGAAAGAUCUGUGUCAAGACUCUCUGAAAGAUGAUGUUCAACUCCUCCUAUGACGUCACUUCCCUGGCGACGACGCUGCUGGAGUACGACGGCUUGGUAAGAGGUUUCCAGGAGCAGCUCAGAUCGCAUCCUAUCAUUGUGCUAGAGUCCUUGGUGCUGUGCGUCAUUUCCAUCAUGGCGCUGCUUGGGAAUACCCUGGUCAUUGUGGUCAUCCACCGAAGUCGACGGGUCCAGUCCACUACCAACUAUUUUGUCGCAAGCAUCGCCGUAAGCGACAUGGUUCUCGUUCUGCUUUCGUCGCCUUUCGUAUGUGCUCGGGUGAUCAUGCAGGGCUGGGUUGUCGGAAACGUGAUGUGCCGUCUUGUACGAUUUGUACAACUCUCUUCCAUGUCCACUAUCUCAUUCGUCCUAGUGGCCAUCUGCAUUGACCGGUUUUACACGGUCAUUUAUCCACUCAGCUUUAAGGUCACCCGAGGGACAGCCAAGCGAAUGAUCAUCGCCGCGUGGGUCACAUCGCUCCUGGUUACCGGCUUUUGUCUCUACUUCUUUGAGGUCAAGAGAGUGUCCACAGCAGGCGACGUCGUUCGCGUAUUCUGCCCGACUUUCAUCCCGGCAAGCCAUUGGUCGAGCGUGAUCUACGCGGCGCUGUGCGUCAUCACACAGUUCGUCUGCCCUCUGAUCCUUCUAGUCAUCGGGCAUUCCCGCAUCUUGUUCUACGUGAGAUCGGUGCGCAACCAGGUGCGACACUGCAGUCAUUUCAACGCACCGGUGCCGAGAACAAAAGUCAAAAUGGUCAAAAUGCUGAUGCUUCUCAGCGCCGUCAACCUCCUUCUAUACCUUCCUUACUACGCCACACAGACAGUCUACUGCUUCGGCUACCGCGCUUUCCUCAGCGAUGAUGUGUUCGUGGCGUCUUACUGGUUAAUCAGCGCCUCGGCCGCCUCCAAGUCGGUGGUGUACGCGUGUCAGAACAGCAACUUCUGGCGCGGCUGCAAGGAGGUGUUGUGCAUGUCGACCAUGAAGUGCUACCGCUUCAACACCUACAUAGUGACCAGCGCCUCUGCUGUGAGCAAGCGGAAUUACGUGGGAGUCAUGGACCUAGCCAAAGAGCAGACCAGCUUUAGUAUAGACUCACCAAUCAACACAAGACAUAAAUCAAUCGAGGCGCCCCAGUGGCUAACUAUCGGUUCUCUGCCUACGACUUGUUUGUGACGUGUGCUUUUUUCAGUUGUAUAGCAAUAUUAAAAGUAUGAAAUUUAAAAACUGUAAAUAUUUUCCCCACGAAAUAAUACAUUUUAUAAUAUUGCAUACAAUGUAGAUCUACAAUGUUGUUGAAUGAAUCAUGGUUGAAUGCAGAAGCCUUUUAAAGUUUUACGUGGCAAUAAAAGAGCUAUUAAAAACUGUAAAUAAAUAUAUGAAUACCGUAAUUUCAAAAAUGUUUUCUAUGUAAAAAAAAACAACAAACUAGCAAUAACAUAUGAUAAUUACUUUAAAAACCCUGAUGAAAUAUUCAUCACUUUUCUUGUUCCAUAUUCCAAGACUAAUUUCCUACUGCUAUUAACGUAGGGAGUAAGCAGCUAGUGUGGGUUGCCCGAACUAUUAUUACUUUUAGCCAUGCUUUUAGCUCUAGGGCUUUUUUUUCUUCAGAGAUUUUGUUCAUAGGGCUUUAGAUUGAAAUUCAAUUUCCACACUCGUUCAGUCAUUCAGACAGAUAAUAAGCUUCGCAGGUCUUUUGGAAUACUCGUGUAUUAGUGUUAAUAAACCUUUUUUUUUUUUCAAAGCUUAUAUCAACUCUGUCUGGGUGAAUUUUUAAUUUCUUUUAGCAUUAUUUCUCCCACUUCCCAUUCUCGGAUAUGGUUGAGAUUUUUAAAUAAUUCAUUUUGAAUGAGAACACAUGAAUCAAUCAACAAAUUAAUCAAUUAGUUAAUCAGUUCCAUGGUUAGUGGUCAUUAACUCCUUUUGUUUUAAAUAGAAAAAGGGAGAAUUAAAACAGGGGACAAAACUUUUCUCCGAAUGUUCUUCGAAAGACUUAUUUCAUACUCAGUUGUUCACCUUUAAAAAAAAAAAAAAAAACACAACUUCAUCUAGUUUCGGCAAUGAAAAUCGAAAAGAAUAGUUUGUUUAUUAUUUUAACCACAUCAUUUUUUUUUUCUUGAGGAAUUUAUGAUGUAAGGCUUCACUUUGACAAGAGCAAUUUGAAUAGGAUUACUUUCAAUAGGUUCCCAUAUCUGUAGGCAUUCUCUUGUGUGCCUUUGCGUUUGUUUUGUGUGUGUGUGUUUGUUUGUUAAAAAACUAAAUAAUUUCUCAAUGGCAAAAUGAGCGUUUUUACAAAGCUUAUAUCAACUCAGUCUGUCUGUCUGGCAAAAGUGUGAGCAUCUUUUUUUCUCCCAUUUCCCAUUCUCUGAUCGAGUUUAAAAUGUGCACAAUACUUCAUUAGACCUGACAAGACAUGAAUAAAUGUAAAAAAAUUAAACUACUA
Messenger RNA from Biomphalaria glabrata, 2956 nucleotides. RefSeq names its product probable G-protein coupled receptor 19. The transcript is spliced from 3 exons. Gene Ontology annotation, cellular component: membrane. Gene Ontology annotation, biological process: G protein-coupled receptor signaling pathway. Lineage: Eukaryota; Metazoa; Mollusca; Gastropoda; Planorbidae. Gene Ontology annotation, molecular function: G protein-coupled receptor activity; peptide binding. The record is from RefSeq and is a predicted model, not a curated record. Bases 508 to 1689 code for a protein of 393 amino acids.